Bufo gargarizans (Asiatic toad) is the source of this 2828-nucleotide messenger RNA. RefSeq names its product solute carrier family 16 member 12 (gene SLC16A12). NCBI's taxonomy places the organism in Eukaryota, Metazoa, Chordata, Amphibia, Anura, Bufonidae. The transcript has 7 exons. Bases 298 to 1722 code for a protein of 474 amino acids. Gene Ontology annotation, molecular function: monocarboxylic acid transmembrane transporter activity. The record is from RefSeq and is a predicted model, not a curated record. Gene Ontology annotation, biological process: transmembrane transport; monocarboxylic acid transport.
GAUGAGAGACGUGGAGCUGACAUGUGGAGAAUUUUCCAACUUUCUCUGGAUCUGUGCAAGGCUUAGAUAACACAAGGGAUAUACAGAGCUGAGGCUGCUGCAGUCUACCCCAGAGCUCAGUCUAUGAUGGUGAAUAAAAUUGUACAUAAUAAGACUUCUGUCCUGGAAUAUUACGCAUGUCGUCCGAAAACGCUCUGUAUCCGGGCGUGAUCUUAUGUGGACAAAGAAGCUCAGCCAGUGUUUACACCUGCUUAAGGUGGGAAGCUUGGGCUGAAGAAGUGGCCACAGUUGUCAACCAUGACAAAGAAGACGAUUCUGCACACAGCCCCACCUGAUGGCGGCUGGGGGUGGAUGAUUGUGAUUGGCUGCUUUCUUGUUACAGUCUGCACACGAGCUGUUACAAGAUGCAUCUCCAUAUUCUUUGUUGAGUUUCAAGUCUAUUUUGGGCAAGAUUAUUCAAGGACAGCUUGGAUACAUUCCAUUGUGGACUGUGCUACAAUGCUAUGUGCUCCUCUGGGAAGCUAUGUGAGCAAUCAUGUCUCGUGUCAAAUGGGAAUCAUGCUUGGUGGUCUUCUGGCUUCUACAGGACUUGUCCUGAGUUCUUUUGCAACAAGCCUGGAGUAUCUCUACCUCACCCUAGGAGUCCUCACAGGUCUUGGAUUUGCACUUUGUUACAGUCCUGCUAUUGCGAUGGUGGGAAAAUACUUUGACAAGAGGAAAGCGUUGGCUUAUGGGAUCGCCAUGUCUGGAAGUGGGAUUGGCACCUUUAUAUUGGCCCCUGUGGUACAGCUGCUGAUUGAACAGUUUUCCUGGCGUGGAGCUUUACUCAUUCUUGGUGGUUUUGUCGCCAAUCUUUGUGUCUGUGGUGCUUUAAUGCGACCUAUAAACCUGAAGGAGGACUUUGCACACUAUUCGCUGAAGCAACAGCAAAAUCCAAAUGAGCCAAACCAAAGUACCAUUCCUUCUUCCAAAUGUUCUCCUCUGAGCCUGGACUGCACUCACAAGAGUCUAUGCUACUGUUCCCAAAAGGACUACAGCUUUCUGCUGAAACCAGACUUCAUCAUUCUUGCAAUAUCUUUUCUAUUCCUUGCAUAUGGAUGCAGUCCUCCCUUUGUCUAUCUUGUGCCUUAUGCCCUUAGUGUUGGUGUGAGCAACCAACAAGCAGCCUUCUUAAUGUCUAUACUGGGAGUCAUAGACAUCGUUGGUAACAUCUCCUUUGGAUGGUUGACGGACAGAAGGUUUCUGAAAAACCACCGAUACUCAUGCUACCUCAUAGCUGUGGGACUGGAUGGUCUUAGCUGCCUUUUCCUUCCGAUUCUUAGAUGCUUUGAACUACUUGUGCCUUUCUCUGUUACAUUUGGUUAUUUUGAUGGAGCCUACGUUGCCCUGAUCCCUGUUGUGACUGGAGAUGUUGUAGGAACAUCCAGCUUAUCAUCAGCCCUAGGUGUGGUCUUCUUUCUCCAUGCAGUGCCAUACCUGGUGAGCCCACCAAUAUCAGGUUGGCUGGUGGACACGACUGGAAACUAUACAGCAGCAUUCCUUUCAAGCGGGUUUUCUAUGAUAUUUUGUGCCCUUUUAUUAGCAUUUGCCAAACUGAUAAGAAGGUUAAGGCACAAACCGCUGACAAAGACUGUGCCCACAUCUGACACCAGGCAAGAGAUAUGGACUAACGGAGAUCUUACUUCUGCAGCCACGGAAGAGUGUAACCACAGGGAGGUUUAGAUCCACCUAGACAAGGUGUCAUAACCGACAAGGAUUUAGGACGCCUGGAAUUUUAUGAACAGGCAGAACAUCAGAAACCAAAAAUAUAUGCCUUUGGAUUGGAGUACAUUCAUUUAUUUUGUGUUCCAGCUGUUGUCUUACAGACUAAGACUUAUUACUGUAUUUUGCUAACUGCACAAAAAUUGGAAAUAAUUUACCUGCUGGUCGAUAUCCCUGUUGCAUAGCAAAUGCUGAAAAUCUGCACUUUACAAGGAACAUUCUUGAAAUUCAAAUUGACUAACUCCUAAAAUAGGAGUCGUUUUUUUGAGAAUAUUACAAUAUAUUUUAAACUUGACAUCCCAUGAUCAUCUAAACCUAUGUGGAUGACGAUGGCUUUAUUCCUAUGCAAUGCAGUCAAAGAAGAUUAAUUAUGAAUGUAUAAGUCUUCUCACCGCGAAACAAAAGCUUUACUUUUCCAAAAUACAACAAAAACUAGUUAAAAGCAUCCUUAUACCGCCGGAGCAAAAAUAUGGUGGAUAAAGCUUGCUAUGCCACUGACGAGACGGCAUUGAAAAUGGUUGCUUUCACAGAAGAAAAAAAGUUACGUGUACUCCGCUCAAAGCCAUUUUUGUAUAUUGAAGCUAAUAAAUAAGUACAGAAGUAUUAUAUGUGCCCUAGCACUACUUUGAUUGAUUAGCUGGAUGCUGCUUUAUCUUCCAUACUUGAGGAGGCUACUUUUUCCCAUCAUGUCUUAUGUGCUGAUUAAUUUCUUAAUAUAUGUGUUAGUGAUUGGAGACCCAAAUACACUGCAUAGACAUAGGGGCAACUUAUUAACAUACGAAUACAUUUUUCAGUGUAGAACUGUUGCAAAUUUUGGAACAAGUCUCAUUUUGUGCCAAAAUUAGUGACUUUUCCCCAUUCUAUGCCGCAUUUGGCACUUUUCUAAAAAAAAAAAAAAGUGAGUGGUAGGGGACAGGUCCUAUGCGGCCUGACAGAUUUCCGAUUAAGCUAAAGUAGUAAUUUACAUCAGCUCCUUUUUGGUGUAAAUUCCAGCUUCUGUUGGACGGACCUCCCGCUAUGUGCCAAAAUUAUUAAUAGGCGUACAAAAGGAAAUAAAGCCGCAGCAC